Messenger RNA from Thecamonas trahens ATCC 50062, 660 nucleotides. Its product is annotated as mitochondrial/chloroplast ribosomal protein L4/L29. Gene Ontology annotation, cellular component: mitochondrial large ribosomal subunit; mitochondrial ribosome. Lineage: Eukaryota; Apusomonadida; Apusomonadidae. Gene Ontology annotation, biological process: mitochondrial translation. Bases 69 to 620 code for a protein of 183 amino acids. The transcript has 2 exons. The record is from RefSeq and is a predicted model, not a curated record. Gene Ontology annotation, molecular function: structural constituent of ribosome.
GCUCAAGAGCUUGGUACACUUGUACUAGGAGACACACAAGAGAGCGAAGAAGUUGUGGAGAUAUAGUUAUGUUUGCGCUCUUCCGGACAGGCAUGGUUGCACAGGCUACCGGCCGACAGGCCCUGUCGGUGGCGGCUAUGUUGUCGGCCAAGGCGACGUCGGUCGUGCCUUCCUCGCCAAUGACCGAGACGGAGGAGAGUGAGACGCCUGGUACUGCUGCUGCGGCUGCUGUCCGCGCUGCUUUCACAGACAUGGACGUUGAGCGUGGACAGCAUCCUGUUGUCGGUCGCGCGUGGAGUGCAUCGGAGCUGCGGCUCAAGUCGCUGGAGGAGCUGCAUGCUCUGUGGUUUGUGCUCCUCCGCGAGCGGAACAAGCUCAACUCGGAGCGCGAGGCCGCCCGCUCACAGGUCCGGCCCAUGGCCGCCCCUCAUCGUCUGGAGAAGACCCGCAAGUCCAUGGCUCGCAUCAAGCGUAUCCUUGGUGAGCGCUCUCAGGCCGUCGAAUCCGCCCGCCUUCUUCUCCGCCAGCGUGCUGAUGCCAAGCGUGAGCUCCAGUCCCGCAUCGAUGCCGUCCGCGAGGCCUUUGUGGCCGGCACCGCUCCGCAACAGCCAUCUGUCUAACCGCUAGCAUACCCCCCCCCCCAAACACAUCCCACAUGCA